UUCCAGGGAAAAGCAAGAGUGUCCUUCGGAGCCUGGGGCCGCGGCUGCCGAGCUGGGCGAAAGACCCGGUGUGCCCCUUUCCCCUCGAGGUGAGGGCGCUCCCUCCCGCGACGCCUGCGGGUCCCGCUCGCUGCGCGGCUGGGACGGGAUAAGAGGAAGUCCCGGGGACCUGGCGAGAGCCCUCAGACCGGCCCUGGGCUGGAAGAUCCCGGAAGAAGCCGGUAGGGGAAGAGGGGCGCCGCAGGAGCUCUGGGGCCCCAAGAACAUGGACACUCUCAAUAGGAACCAGGUGGGCCCUGGAUGUAAGACCCCGGCCCUGGUGCAGAAAGGACCCUUGGACCUGAUCGAAACAGGCAAAGGGCUGAAAGUGCAGACGGACAAACCCCAUCUGGUGAGCCUGGGCAGCGGGCGGCUCAGCACAGCCAUCACCCUUCUGCCGCUGGAAGAAGGGAGGACCGUGAUUGGCUCUGCGGCCAGGGACAUCUCACUGCAGGGUCCAGGCCUGGCUCCAGAGCACUGCUACAUCGAGAACCUGCGGGGCACCCUCACCCUCUACCCCUGCGGCAAUGCCUGCACUAUUGAUGGGCUCCCGGUCCGGCAGCCCACUCGGCUCACUCAGGGCUGCAUGUUGUGCCUGGGUCAGUCCACCUUCCUCCGCUUUAACCACCCAGCUGAAGCCAAGUGGAUGAAGAGCAUGAUCCCGGCAGGGGGCCGGGCCCCUGGCCCCCACUACGGUCCUGGCCCAGAAUCCGAAAGCCUGGUGAACGGGAACCACACCCCUCAGCCUGCAACCCGGGGACCCUCUGCCUGUGGCAGCCACAGUUCCCUGGUGAGCUCUAUUGAGAAGGACCUGCAGGAAAUCAUGGACUCACUGGUGCUAGAGGAGCCUGGAGCUGCUGGCAAGAAGCCUGCCGCCACAUCCCCACUGUCACCAAUGGCCAAUGGCGGGCGCUACCUGCUGUCCCCCCCAACCAGCCCCGGCGCCAUGUCUGUGGGCUCCAGCUAUGAGAACACCUCUCCGGCCUUCUCUCCACUCUCCUCGCCAGCCAGCAGUGGGAGCUGUGCCAGCCACUCACCCAGCGGGCAGGAACCAGCACCUUCCCUGCCCCCCCUGGUGCCCGCCCGGUCCUCCAGCUACCAUCUGGCCCUGCAGCCCCCACAGUCCCGACCGAGCGGCGCUCGCCCCUCUGAGAGCCCCCGGCUGGGCAGGAAGGGGGGUCACGAGAGGCCUCCCAGCCCUGGUCUCCGAGGUCUGCUGACAGACAGCCCUGCAGCUACUGUCCUGGCCGAGGCCCGCAGAGCCACCGAGAGCCCCCGGCCGGGUGGGCAGCUGCCUGUGGUGGCGAUCAGCCUUAGUGAAUACCCUGCUUCCAGUGCCCGGGGCCCACCCACCAGCAUUCCCAGCAGCCCCAAGUUCCAGCCGCCAGUCCCUGCACCCCGAAAUAAGAUUGGCACGCUCCAGGACCGCCCUCCCAGCCCUUUCCGGGAGCCGCCAGGCGCUGAGCGGGUGCUGACCACCAGCCCCUCACGCCAGCUGGUGGGCCGAACAUUUUCAGAUGGCUCAGCCACCCGCACCCUACAGCCUCCAGAGAGCCCCCGCCUUGGCCGGCGGGGCCUGGACAGCAUGAGAGAACUGCCUCCCUUGAGCCCAUCUCUGUCCCGCAGGGCUCUCUCCCCCAUGCCCGCCCGGACCGCCCCAGAUCCCAAACUAACCAGGGAUGUGGCAGAGAGCCCCCGCUCCCGGCGCUGGGCAGCCCACGGGGCUUCACCGGAGGACUUCUCCCUGACACUGGGGGCCCGGGGCCGUAGGACACGGAGCCCCUCGCCCACACUCGGGGAGUCCCUAGCACCCCGCAAGGGCAGCUUCAGCGGCAGACUGAGCCCAGCUUACAGUCUGGGCUCCUUGACAGGGGCUUCACCCCGCCAGAGCCCCCGCGCCCAGAGGAAGCUCUCCAGCGGGGACCUGCGGGUGCCCAUCACCCGGGAGCGGAAAAACAGCAUCACGGAGAUCAGUGACAAUGAGGAUGACCUCCUGGAGUACCACCGGCGGCAGCGCCAAGAGCGGCUUCGGGAGCAGGAGAUGGAGAGGCUGGAACGCCAGCGCCUGGAGACCAUCCUGAACCUGUGCGCCGAGUACAGCCGGGCAGAUGGGGAACCCGAGGCCGGGGAGCUGCCCAGCAUAGGGGAGGCAGCCGCAGCCUUGGCCCUGGCCGGCCGGAGGCCCUCACGAGGCCUCGCGGUGGGCCCUGGGGCCCCGGGCCGCAGCAGUGAGGAGCCUGGAGGUGCCGCCCAGCGCCUGUGGGAGAGUGUGGAGCGCUCGGACGAGGAGAAUCUCAAGGAGGAAUGCAGUAGCACUGAGAGCACCCAGCAGGAGCACGAGGAUGCCCCCGGCGCCAAGCUCCAGGGAGAGGUGCUGGCCCUGGAAGAGGAGCGGGCUCAGGUGCUGGGGCGAGUAGAGCAGCUCAAAGUCCGGGUGAAGGAGCUGGAACAGCAGCUGCAGGAGUCGGCCCGAGAGGCUGAAAUGGAGCGGGCGCUGCUGCAGGGGGAGAGGGAGGCUGAGCGGGCACUGCUGCAGAAAGAGCAGAAGGCGGUGGACCAGCUACAGGAGAAGCUGAUGACCUUGGAGACGAGCAUCCAGAAGGAGAGGGACAAGGAGAGGGCGGAGCUGGCCGCGGGACGGAGGCACCUGGAGGCCCGCCAGGCGCUCUACGCCGAGCUCCAGACGCAGCUCGAUAACUGCCCCGAGUCUGUGCGGGAACAGUUACAGGAGCAGCUGAGAAGGGAGGCCGAGGCCCUGGAGACAGAGACGAAGCUCUUCGAGGACUUGGAGUUCCAGCAGCUGGAGCGGGAGAGCCGUGUGGAGGAGGAGCGCGAGCUGGCGGGCCAGGGGCUGCUCCGGAGCAAGGCCGAACUGCUCCGCAGCAUCACCAAGAGGAAGGAGCGCCUGGUGGUCCUGGACAGUCAGGCUGGGCAGAUCCGGUCCCAGGCUGUGCAGGAGUCAGAACGCCUUGCCCGGGAUAAGAAUGCCGCCCUGCAGCUGCUGCAGAAGGAGAAGGAGAAACUGGCUAUGCUGGAAAGAAGAUACCACUCGCUCACAGGUGGCCGGCCUUUCCCAAAGACCACGUCCACCCUCAAAGAGGUUUACCGCUCCAAGAUGGAUGGCGAGGCCACCAGCCCCCUGCCACGCACCCGCAGCGGGCCGCUCCCCUCCUCCUCUGGCUCAUCUUCCUCCUCCUCCCAGCUCAGCGUGGCUACCUUGGGCCGCAGCCCCUCACCCAAGAGCACUCUGCUCGCCCAGAACGGCACCAGCAGCCUUCCUCGCAACCUGGCAGCCACCCUGCAGGACAUUGAGACCAAGCGCCAGCUGGCCCUGCAGCAGAAGGGGCAGCAGGUGAUCGAGGAGCAGCGGCGGCGGCUGGCGGAGCUGAAGCAGAAGGCGGCGGCGGAGGCGCAGUGCCAGUGGGACGCCCUGCACGGGGCGGCGCCCUUUCCCACUGGGCCCACGGGCUUCCCCCCGCUCAUGCACCACUCCAUCCUGCAUCACCUGCCGGCCUCGCGCGAGCGAGGCGAGGAGGGUGAGCACGCCUACGACACGCUGAGCCUGGAGAGCUCCGACAGCAUGGAGACCAGCAUCUCCACAGGGGGCAACUCAGUCUGCUCCCCCGACAACAUGUCCAGCGCCAGUGGCCUGGACAUGGGGAAGAUUGAGGAAAUGGAGAAGAUGCUGAAAGAAGCUCACGCAGAGAAGAGCCGGCUGAUGGAGUCGAGGGAAAGGGAGAUGGAGUUGAGGCGGCAGGCCCUGGAGGAGGAGCGGAGGCGGCGGGAGCAGGUUGAACGGAGGCUGCAGAGCGAGAGCGCCCGGAGGCAGCAGCUGGUGGAGAAGGAGGUCAAGAUGCGGGAGAAGCAGUUCUCGCAGGCACGACCCCUGACGCGCUACCUGCCAAUCCGGAAGGAAGACUUUGACCUGAAGACCCACAUCGAGUCAUCAGGCCACGGCGUGGAUACCUGUCUGCACGUGGUGCUCAGCAGCAAGGUCUGCCGUGGCUACUUGGUCAAGAUGGGUGGCAAGAUCAAGUCAUGGAAGAAGCGCUGGUUUGUCUUUGACCGGCUCAAGCGCACCCUUUCCUAUUACGUGGACAAGCACGAGACGAAGCUGAAGGGGGUCAUCUACUUCCAGGCCAUCGAGGAGGUGUACUAUGACCACCUUCGCAGUGCCGCCAAGAGCCCAAACCCAGCCCUCACCUUCUGCGUGAAGACUCACGACCGGCUGUACUACAUGGUGGCCCCGUCUGCGGAGGCCAUGCGCAUCUGGAUGGAUGUCAUUGUCACGGGGGCAGAGGGCUACACUCAGUUCAUGAAUUGACUGAACGGGGCCCAGCCGCCUGCUGCCCCACCUGCCUCCGGACAGGAAGUCGCGCCCUGGGCUCCCAGAGGCCCAGGAGGGCGGAGCACGACUGGGGCUUUUGUACAAGAAGAGACUCUGUAAUGUUCUGUAAGGAGCUCGUCCUGUGAGUUUCUGAGCUCUGGCCCCCCCAAAAAACCAGCCAGGAGGUAAAAGUUGAGGAGGGGGCUUUGCUGCCUCCUGGGAGCCCAGAACUUGCAAUAGCCUGUUAGGGUCCUGCCCCGGGGCCCCCCCAGGCUGAGGCGCCAUCACAGAGGGGCCCCCCCCCCCCACUCUGACCUGGCACCUGCGCUCCCUGCCUGUGUUCUGUUUUCUAAAGGACACGUUAUGGUACCAGAAUCUGCCAAAGAUCCCCUCUUGCCUCAGCCCCCAUUGCAGGAGCCUUGGGGGCUGAGUAGCGCCACAUCCAGAGUGGGGUAACAGCUCAGGCGGUGUAAUUCUCAAACCCCGCUCUAUCCCAUUCUUGUGCCGCAUUUGUAUUUUUUAUGAUUUUGCUCAAGGACCAGAGACUGAGUGUCAUCCUUGAGGUCCCAGCCCUAGCCCCUUUUUGCAGACCCAUCACCACGGUCACCAUAGUGACUGCUUCAUCGCCAUGGUUACAUACUAAUUGCCAUGGCUCCGUGGCUCAGCCCACUGCUUAGCUGCGGGCCCAUCUGAGGGUACGUGCCAUCAUCUCUCCAGCCCAGGCCCUUGGGCAUCUCCUGCUGGGGAUGGGGGAAGGGACCAAACACCUUCACCCUGCCCCCUGCCUGUGUCUCCAGGCCCUGGUACACAGCCUGCCGGCUCCCCCCUCCAGCCCUCCCCCAUACACUCGUGCCUUGCUUAGAGCCAGAAGGGACGAAGCCGGGAACUGGAGGCCAGAGGAGGAGCCAUCGGAUGGGAGAAGGAGCUAGAAGGACCGUCCUCGGGGUUCUGGUAUAUGGCUGAGUUUCUGAUGGACAGAGGGCUGUUCAGAUGCUCCCUGGAGGAAGUCUUGAGCAGGAGGGGGAGCCCGAGGGUCUGGUUGCCUUCCCCUCAGAAUGGGGAUGAAAUGAAGAGCAGAGGCCCAGGCCUCCAGGUGUCUGGGCUCAGCCCUUUGCGCCUUAACACUAAGCCCACCUCCCUGUCCCCCUUCCCAGCCCUGGACCAUGGUUGCCAGGCCUGGGCUGGAUGUUUUUCAGUAUUUGUAAGCAUCUCAGCAGAACAAUAAAGCAUUUGGACUAUG
Molecule: messenger RNA, 5606 nt
Organism: Dama dama (fallow deer)
Lineage: Eukaryota; Metazoa; Chordata; Mammalia; Artiodactyla; Cervidae
Gene: PHLDB1
Product: pleckstrin homology like domain family B member 1
Exons: 22
Coding region: 266-4363 (1365 amino acids)
Biological process (GO): regulation of microtubule cytoskeleton organization
Cellular component (GO): basal cortex
Molecular function (GO): protein binding
Source: RefSeq, a predicted model, not a curated record